CUUCUAUAUAUACGGUAUAGCUAUAUAGGAAGGAAAUUAGUGAACUUCCUGCAUGCUUGAUGUAUAUGUACAGUAUAAAAACAUGUUAAUUGCAUGAAGGCUGUUAAUUAAACAGAUCUUGUUACAAUGGCUAUAUAUAUAUAUAUAGAGGAAAAAGCAGCUGAUGCACACCGUACAAUUAUAGCAUAAUUAUAGUCUGCCAUGCUUCUUCUUAUCUGUCUUUUUAUUUGUUCUGCUGCUAGUUUUCCUGUUGAAGAGGGAAAAGUGAACAUAAUUGUCAAAAAUGAAGUGAACGUGGCUUGCUCAGAGAAUUUCAGCGUAAUGCUAAUUUGUGAAGGAGUGAAUCUUGCAGAAUUGCGGUGGAGUUAUAGGAGUUCUAAUUCUGCUGAAAGAUUUACACUUGGUGUGCCGUUCCUUGCUGAUAAUUCUCUACAACAUUUUUCUCACACUAUUAAUAACCACAACCCUGCUUUCUUGACUGUUCAAUUGGUCACUAUUUUUCGUUCUCCUGAGUCAAACGCAUCCGCAAAUUUUUCAUCGGUGCUUACUGUUGAUCUGUUGGAGCUAGAAAAUCAUAACAUAACUAGCGUAACAUGUGGUGAUGCCAGUGUAUACGAAGAAAAGCUAGUAACUGAUAUAAUAUGGGAUCUUGUCGAUACGAAAAUAACUGCCAUUUACCAGAUUGGAGUUCUAACUAGCAUAGAAGUACGACUAAGAAAUUUACUGAUGUGUUCUUCAAUUCUGCUGUACACCAUGAUAAUUAAUGGAUCAGACGAAGCGAAGGUUGUAAGAAAUUGUGUGGGUCGAUUUUGUGAGAUCAAAUUCUCCUCCGUAAGAACCUCAGCUACAGGAGAUUACACUGAGCUGACUUUACUUGCUGUUACUGUGAAGAAACGUAUACUGGUGUACAGAUUUCCAGUAGGCCGCAGAAGCAGAUUGUACUUUUCUAAUGAAGUAAAUUCAACUAACUGUCUCCACUCGGCUGGUUGCACAGUUGUUCAAGAAGGCUCUAUAAUUAUGUUCUAUACGACACACAGUAGAUCUACCAAGUGAUCAGCCUAUUAAUGACAUAACUAUGUUGAAUAUUCCGCAUUCAGGCCCUGGUACAGUCCACAAAUUUGAGUUUUCAAUGGAGGCAAACAUAAAUUUACAUGUUAAAGAAAAUCUCUCUGUAACAGAUGGAAUCCCUUUUGGGUUAAAAUCAACUGCCAUUCUUAGCACAACUUCAAUGUUCCUUCUGUGUACGGUCAUUCAUUUCUUGCUACUACUUAUAGGAUCUUUUUGUAAGGUGAAGGCAUUUGUCUCUAGAAAGAAAUCUCUUGUUGUUUCUAUGGUGAUCCUACUCGUACUGCUUUUCAUUUGCAUUUCUUCACUAUUUGUCUUUGGGAUCAUUUUCUAUGGUACACAAUGCAGUCAGGUUAGGAUGACACUUCACGACAAUAUGCUUGGUACAAUGCUGGUAAUAUCGUGUUUGGGAAUAAUAAUUUUGAUUACUAUUUGGAGCUUUAUCGGAUACGGAGUGUACAACCAUCAUAAAUUCACAUUGCAAUUUGAAAACAAAGAUACUUGCAUAGUUACGACACCUAGCAGAAAAAGUCCACCCUCCACACUUCCCAAACAAAGUAAAUCAGGUCAGCAUUCCAACAGUGUUUUGUACGAUGAGGUUGGUCUAGCAAAAGUCAAAGGCAAUGUCUCGGAUAUGAUAGAAGUUGAGUUGAAAGCUAACGAGUCUUACGGGCACACAGACAAGAGUAUUACGACUGCUUGCUCAGCAUAUGCUACUCCAGAAUGCAACAGCCAAAAAGAUUUAUCAUUGAGUCACCAGUACAGCAAAAUCAAAGUGAAACCGAAAGCAAAGAGAAUGAGUAAGCAUCCUGAGCUAAUAAAUAUUGAGCAGGAGCAGAUAUUGCUGAAGUCUAACCAGUCGUAUGGUCAGCUAACAGGUGUUGUGGGUCAGAUAGGGGGAUGUGAACUACUACACGAGUACGACUACGUGGAUCCUUUAAGUCAGUAAAUCAUUACAAGACAAUUCCCAAUAAUUGUAGGUACUAACAUUGUAAUGUGUUCUUCAGUAUUGCAAAUGUAUACAUGCAUUGCUUUCUAGUUUCAUUUUAUCAAUAUACAAAGCAAUGACUAUAACUAGAGCACUAAAGUGAAAACCCUCGGCUGGUGACAUGAUAAUAAAGAUAAUGUAGUGCAUGUAGCAUGGAUAAUAGCCAUUGCUCCUGUGUAGAGAAGUAGUUAUACGUGUAUACAGCCAUACUAAAUUUCUUGUAUUAAUUAAACAGGUUUAUAUAGUGUUAUUGUCGAUCCCUCUGUUCGAGCUGAUGAUGGUAGCACCAAGUCCUCUAGCUCACACUCUUCACUUGAUCCACCAUUAUGUAUUUUUUGUCAGUGAGGGUGAUCAUUGCUGAUUUCAUGAAGGUGUGUUUUCAAAACCACACAAACAUAUCUGACCUUGACAAGCUUGACAAAGCUUUAUAUAGCCUCAGUCUUCACUUAAUUGUUCUGCCUUCAGAAUAUGUUUUCUAAGCUUAUAGGGAAGAUAAAAGCUUCAGCUAAGAGCCAUUCCAAUCGAUUCUAAACGGGAUAUAAAUUAUGGUGUGAUCAUAGUAGGGUCAAAAUUAGGGUGAUUGCAAUAUUGCAAUGAGGGACGGUGUCUUUUCUACCAGUGAGGGUGCUUGCUAAUGUAUAAUGAGAGUGUACUUUCUACCAGUGAGGGUGCUUGCUAAUCUUAUGAGGGUGUAUUUUCUGUCGGUGAGGGUGAUCAUUGCUGAUCUUAUGAAGGUGUGUUUUCAUACAUUGAGGGUACUCGCUGAUCUAUGAUGAAGGUGCUACUAUUUUACGAGCUCUUCUCUUUGAGCCAGUGACUCGGAGUGUGUACCAUGAUCUAAACAAAGCUGGGAAAUGUAGAUCUAUUCACGUGUUGUCCUAACCCAACCAUGCAUGCAUGAGUUCACUCUUGUAGUUUGUACAAGAUCACUCUUGUAGUUGUAGUUUGUAGUUGGUAAUUCAAUGAGUGUUCUAUAAUUAUUCUGAAGGUAUUAUGCUUUGUAGCUUUACAAUUAACCUCUUGAUAUUUUCCAGGCCUAUUUGCUCUUUUUCUCUCCCCGUAACUACACAGCCGCCAGUUUUUUUCAAAUCUCUGGGUAAGAGUGUUCCUGCAGAUUCCAUCUUUUAUACUGCUACGAGGGAGUUCCUGGUCCACCUCCCCUCAGGGGAGAGACAACCACACCUACUCACACUGCUACCAGCCGUUGGUAAUUAUGUCCAUCAAAUAAUGAUUAGUCUUUACCAAAAGUGGUGAAGAUGGCAAAGGAUUGCAGGUACUAUGUGGCUGAGAGUGUGAGGCUCUACUCUCAGGAGACCUGGAGGGUGUUCACACAGACCAGGAGAGUGCAACGCAUCCACAAAGUGGUGGACUUCUACAUCUCCCAGAGCCAGGCAGCCAACCAUGCAGUGAGAGAGGCAGCCUGCAUCUGUACUGCAGAGCUGGGCACUAAUGUGAACAAGGAUUGUCUGAGACCGUACUGUUGAAGUGUUUCCAUGACGAUAGCUGGCCAGUGAGAGGCGAUUUCGCCUGUGGUAUAUAUAUAACUUCCUGGGAUGCUUCCUAGAUGAGUGAAGAUCGUGGCUGGAUGAACUGUUCCCACCGUUCUUUGCCAAUCUUGAGGACAGCACACCCUCAGUUAGACAAGGGGCGGCUGCUGCUCUCACUAGUGUCACCAAGGCCUAUGUGUCUUUAUCGUGUGUGUGAGUGGGUGUGGUGACCGAGUGUCCUCCCUCCUCCCCCUCUGUGCUGAGACACUCACGACACAGACACUACCCUCAACACAUCAACUUCCUGGAGACACUAGCUGCUCAAACUGUUAAUUUGCCAGUGUUUGCCACGUCGCUGGGUAAAAGAGUGUUCAAGAGGCACCUCGAGCUGUUCCUGGACUCCAUUUUCUAGACUGAGCCGUUACAGUGGAGUGGAAUGUACGUCUCACCUCACUCUGUCAGCUGCUGGGAAGAAUGAUCCUCAGAAGAAGAAUAGAACAAUGUACUAUGUGGCUGAGGGUGUGAGGCUCUACUCUCAGGAGACCUGGAGGGUAGUCACACAGACCAGGGGAGUGCAGCUGGUCGAGCAGCACAUCCACAAAGUGGUGGACUUCUACAUAUCCCAGAGCCAGGCAGCCAACCAUGCAGUGAGAGAGGCAUGUAGUCUGCAUCUGCACUGCAGAGCUGGGCACUAAGGUGAAGGAUUGUCUGGAACCCUACGUGGGAUGACUGGUGGGUGGUACUGUUGUAGUGUUUCCAUGACGAUGUGUGGAGCUUUACGGUGUAGUGGGGUAUGGGAUAAAGGUAUGCUAGCUUAUAAUUAUGUACAUGUACAAGGUGUUUGUGAUAAAGGUAUGUGUUUUUGUAGAUGUUGUGGUAGAUAAAUGUGGGCCAGUGUACAAGAGAAUCCUCAAUUCCAUUCUCCUGCUUGGAGAGCUGAGUGGUGUGAGUGGGUGUGGUGACCGAGUGUCCUCCCUCCUCCCUUCUCCCCUGAGACACUACAACACAGACACUACCCUCAACACAUCAACCUCCUGGAGACACUGCUCAAACUGUGCAGUGACAAUAGGCUGGUGCAGUCUUCUGGGGUGAACUGUCUCACCUCACUAUGUAAAACAACACAAUGCAAUCUGCUUGACUGAAAUGAUAAUUAUACUUGUGCCAGUGGGAUGAUGAAGAGUUGCUCUGGACGACCAACCUGGAGGGAGCUGGGAGACCAUCACGAGGAGCUCCUGAGGCUGAUCGUGACUGGAUGAACUGUUCUUUGCCAACCUUAAGGACAGCAUACCCUCAGUUAGACAAGGGGCAGCUGCUGCUCUCACCAGCGUCACCAAGGCCUAUAUAUGCUCCACUGGUAUUGAUCCUGGACCGGGUGUAUUUGAGAUGAUGCAUCGUAUCCAUGACGACCCAGACCAGCAGAUGUACUCGUGUGGUUUACUGGCCCCCAAAAUGUGGAGGGGAGGAUGUAUGGACUCACAUUAUCACAAGCCAGGAAAGCCGUGGGAGAAGAAUGAAUGUUUCCAGUGUUUGCCAAGUUACUAGGUGAGAAAGUGUUUAAGAGACACCUAGAGUUGUAUCUUCUAUGGACUGAGCAGUGACAAUGCCCUGGUGGUGCAGUCUGCUGGAGUGGACUGUCUCACCUCACUCUGUCAGCUGCUGGGGAGAAUGAUCCUCAGAGGGAGAAUAGAACAACAUAAUCCAAUGUAUCUGGACAGUUUGACAGAACAGUAACUGUAACUUCCCUCAAUGUUGCGCAUAUAUAUAGAUUAUAAUUAUAUAACAAACAUUAUUAUGUUAUUAUAAUUAUAACUGUUUAAAUGGUUAGCAAACUAUA
Messenger RNA from Halichondria panicea, 5374 nucleotides. RefSeq lists its product as uncharacterized. The transcript has 30 exons. The record is from RefSeq and is a predicted model, not a curated record. The coding region runs from base 3310 to 3537 and encodes 75 amino acids. Lineage: Eukaryota; Metazoa; Porifera; Demospongiae; Suberitida; Halichondriidae.